UCUACUUCAGAUGAUUCAGAUCUGAGUGAAGAUGGCAUCCAGUUGAAGAUAGAUCGYACCAAUUUCACUCGUGACUACAAUGUUGUCACGCCGGCAGAGUUUGUGAGGAAGUUUGGAGGAACAAGAGUUAUAGAAAAAGUUCUUAUUGCCAACAAUGGAAUUGCAGCUGUUAAGUGCAUGCGAUCYAUUCGCCGUUGGGCAUAUGAAAUGAUUGGCAAUGAAAAAGCMAUCAAAUUGGUUACCAUGGUAACUCCAGAAGAUUUAAGGGCUAAUGCAGAGUACAUUAAAAUGGCCGACCACUAUGUACCAGUCCCUGGUGGUAGCAAYAAUCACAACUAUGCCAAUGUAGAGCUUAUUGUUGAUAUUGCAAAAAGACUUCCUGUUCAGGCUGUUUGGGCUGGAUGGGGACAUGCUUCAGAAAACCCUAARCUUCCAGAGUUACUAGCAAAAUUUGAUAUUACUUUCAUUGGACCCCCAGACACAGCAAUGUGGGCUCUUGGUGACAAAAUAGCAUCAACAAUAGUAGCACAGACUGUGGGAGUCCCAACCCUACCCUGGAGUGGCAGUGAAUUAAAGCUUUCUGACAAAGAUUUAGAAAAUGGAAUAGUUUUAACAGUAUCAGAAGACACCUACAAGAGAGGAUGUGUACAAGAUGUUAAUGAUGGUCUAAAGAGUGCCAGGAAAAUUGGUUAUCCCGUUAUGAUCAAAGCAUCAGAAGGAGGAGGUGGUAAAGGCAUCCGUAAAGCCAAUAGUGAUGACGAGUUUGCAAACUUUUUUAGACAGGAUGCUGUCAAGUUAGCUAAGAUGGUUGGGUACAUUAGUGCUGGYACUGUGGAAUAUCUGUACAAUGCACAUGAUGAUACCUAUUACUUUUUAGAGUUGAAUCCAAGACUUCAGGUUGAACAUCCUUGUACAGAAUAUGUUGCUGAUAUCAACCUACCAGCUGCACAGCUACAGGUCGCUAUGGGUUUACCAUUGCAUCGUAUCAAGGAUAUCAGAGUUCUUUAUGGAAAAUCAGGAUUUUCAAAUGAUAAUAUUGAUUUUGAUAAAUUUCCUGCUUGUAAAAGCCCUAAAGGUCAUGUGAUUGCUGCAAGAAUUACAGCAGAAAACCCAGAUGAGGGUUUCAAGCCAAGCAGUGGCACUGUGCAGGAACUCAAUUUUCGUAGUAUGAAGAAYGUAUGGGGCUACUUUAGUGUGGCAGCAGAGGGAGGGCUACAUGAGUAYGCAGACUCUCAGUUUGGACACUGCUUUGCAUGGGGUGAAGAUAGAGAAGAUGCUAGAAGAAACUUGGUGUUAGCCUUAAAAGAGAUUUCUAUUCGAGGGGAUUUUCGCACUACUGUUGAGUUCCUCAUCAAGCUGCUACAGCAAGACUGUUUUUUGAAUAACACAUUCAACACUGGCUGGCUUGAUGGMCUGAUUGCUGAGAGAGUCCAAGCAGAGAAGCCUGACACAAUGCUUGGUGUGAUAUCAGGAGCCAUUCAUGUUGCAGAUGCAGCUAUCAACAAGAAACUUGCUUUAUUUACCAAUGCAACUGAAAGAGGACAGAUUUUACCAGAGGAUUUCCUGGGGAAUUCAGAAGACGUUGAGCUGAUUUAUGAAGGCUUUAAGUAUUGCUUAAGAGUUACAAGAUCUGGACCAGGAUCAUAUUUUCUGAGAUUGAAUAACUCUACUGUGGAAGUAGACUCUCACAGGUUAAGUGAUGGUGGGUUGUUGUUGUCCUUCAAUGGUAGCAGUCAUACCUCAUACAUGAAGGAAGAAGUAGCAACAUAUCGUAUGACUAUUGGCAGUAAAACUUGUGUCUUCCAAAAGGAAAAYGAUCCAACAGUUUUGAGGUCUCCAUCAGCAGGUAAACUGAUCAACUUCUUGGUGGAAGACGGUGGUCAUGUGUUUCAGGGUGAAUCCUAUGCAGAAAUUGAGGUUAUGAAGAUGGUUAUGCCUUUACUUGUGGCAGAAAGUGGCUGUGUUCACUUUGUAAAAAGUCCUGGUGCUGUGCUUGAACCUGGAACCAUUGUAGCCAACCUUGAGCUUGAUGACCCAAGCCAUAUCACACAGGCUAAAGUCUAUGGAGAGCCUUUCCCAGAAUCCACUGAAAACAUCAARUCAAAGGGAAUAAAGAGACACCAGAUAUUUCAGCAUACRUAUGAGACCUUACAGCAUAUAAUGGAUGGAUAUUGCAUUGAUGAACCAUACUUCACAGAGCAAGUUAAAGAAAAUGUCAAGACUUUACUAAAAUGUUUAAGAGACCCAGCAUUACCACUAUUACAACUACAAGAAAUGUUGGCAUCCAUCUCAGGACGAAUACCAUAUUCUGUAGAGGAAUCAAUCAGAAAACAUCUUGCAAACUAUGCCAGCAACUUGACAUCAUUACUUAAUCAGUUUCCAAGCCAACAAAUUGCCAAUGUAGUGGAUGCGCAUGCUGCUACUCUAACAAAAAGAGAAGAGAGGGAUGCCUUUUUCCUCAAUACACAAGGCAUAGUACAGUUGGUACAAAAGUAUCGUAAUGGUGUCCGUGGUCAUCUCAAGGCAGUUGUACUUGGAUUAUUGAGACAGUAUCUUCAAACUGAAGCAUUGUUUAGCGUUGGUAAUUUUGAGAAGUGUCUCACUCUAUUACGUGAAAAACACAAGAAGAGCAAUUUGCCUUUUGUCAUAUCAUCUGUGUUUUCUCAUACAAAUGUUGCCAAGAAGAAUGUCCUUGCUGUACAGCUGAUUGAUCAUCUUUGUGGACAUGAAGGUGGGUUAUCUGAUGAGCUCCAUGACUUGCUACAAGAACUGACAUCACUGAAUAGACCUGAACACUCCAAGGUUGCUCUCAGAGCCAGACAGGCCCUCCUAGCUUCCCAGCAGCCUUCAUAUGAGCGACGUCACAACCAGAUUGAGUCACUCUUCUUGUCAGCUGUUGACAUCAUGGGAAAUCAGGCUGCACCAGAAAAUCUACAAAAACUCAUUCUCUCUGAGACUGCUAUCUUUGAUAUGCUACCAAGUUUCUUCUAUCACCCUAAUGAUGCCGUACGAACAGCAGCACUUGAGGUAUAUGUGCGCCGUAGUUACCAAGCUUAUGAACUUACUACACUCUAUCAUGAUCAGCUUGUUGGAAAUGUAUCCAUCGUGGAAUUUCAGUUUUCUUUACCAACAAGUCAUCCUCACUGGACGCAGCACAAGGUGCCAUCAAGCAAGACCAUUCUUGCAAUGCCACGGGUUCGCAGUCUAAGUGAAGAUCUCUUUGACCUUGUCCAACAUCAAUCAUCACCUUGUAGUCGAACUGGUGUUAUGGCUGCUUUUCCAUCCAUUGAAGACUUUGAAAAGAAUUUCCAUCUGGUCAUGGACAGGUUUAGAGCUCCAGUUGAAGUUCCUCGGUCUCCUAAGGGUUUUAAGAGAGCUAACUCUGGUUCUUCCUUCGAAGACUUGAAAAAGCAGUAUAAAGAUUGCGAGGAAGAACCCAUUCACAUUGUCAACAUUGCCAUUUUAAUGAAAAGGGGACAGGACAUGAGAGAAUGUCAGAAAAUUGUCAGUGAAUUUACUAACGCAAAGAAAGUUAUCUUCAAGGAUAAAGCAAUACGCCGCAUUACAUUUUUGAUGUGUGAUGGCAAGGGAACUUUCCCAUGGUUUUUCACAUUUCGUUCAAUGGAUGAUUUUGAGGAAGACAUGAUUUAUCGUCAUCUUGAGCCAGCUCUUGCUUUUCAACUGGAAAUUUAUCGAAUGAGGAACUUUGACUUGGAGUUAAUUCCAACAACUAAUCAUAACAUUCACUUGUAUUUUGGAUCUGCUAAAAAGUUAUCCAAUAAAACGGAAGUCACUGACUAUCGAUUCUUCAUUCGCACAAUAAUAAGACACUCUGACUUUGUAACCAAGGAAGCAUCUUUUGAGUACAUGGAAAAAGAGAGUGAGAUCCAGCUGUUGGAGGCUUUGGAUCAGAUGGAAGUUUUCUUUACCGACAGUCCCAAACGUACCGACUGUAACCAUAUUUUCCUGCACUUUGUUCCAUGCGUGAUUAUUGAGCCUGACAGGAUAGAGGAAAGUAUUCGUCAUAUCGUAAUGAGAUAUGGUAGAAGACUUUGGUCAUUGAGAGUCUUACAAGCUGAGAUUAAAGUCUCCAUUAGACUUACUCCUACUGGCAUUGUCAUUCCAUUGAGGAUGUUUAUUUCCAAUGAAUCUGGAUAUUACCUGGACUUUUGUACUUACAAGGAAGUUGUGGAUCCACGCACUGGAGAGAGGGUGUUUGAAACAUAUGGUCCAAAGAGAGGCCCUCUACAUGGAUUACCAACAUCAACACCAUAUGUCACUAAAGACCAUCUUCAGCUGAAGCGCUUCAAAGCACAAUCACUUGGCACAACCUAUGUGUAUGAUUUCCCAGAACUGUUCAGACAGGCUAUUGUCAAGAUGUGGAAGAAGUACACCAAGACCAUGGCAGAGGAGGUGCARCCRCCCCGYGAUGUGAUGAGUAUUACAGAAUAUGUGUUGGACGAGAACAAGCAAUUGGAGGCAAUCUCACGCCUUUCAGGAGAAAACACGUCUGGUAUGAUUGCAUGGAAGUUUGAAUGUACAACUCCUGAGUGUUACCCAGAAAGGCGAGAGUUCAUGGUUGUAGCCAAUGAUAUUACRCAUAUGAUAGGCUCUUUUGCUACGGAAGAAGAUCUUCUUUUCAAGAGGGCAUCAGAGAUGGCUAGGUCCAAAGGGAUCCCACUUGUUUACCUUUCAGCUAACAGUGGGGCAAGGAUAGGUGUGGCAGAGGAGGUCAGACACUUGUUCAAAGUGGCCUGGAAUGACCCUGAAGUACCAGAAAAGGGAUUCAAGUAUAUUUAUGUAACUCCAAGUGAUUUCAAGAAACUCAGUGCCACAAAUUCAAUUCAUGCUGAACACAUCCAAGAUAAYGGAGAAGAUCGCUACAAAAUAACUGACAUACUAGGAAGUGAAGAYGGUAUUGGUGUAGAGAAUCUUCGUGGWUCUGGAAUGAUUGCCGGUGAAAUGUCAUGUGCCUAUAAUGAUAUUGUCACUAUCAGCCUGGUUUCAUGUCGUGCAGUUGGUAUUGGUUCUUAUCUUGUUCGUCUUGGUCAGAGAGUCAUACAAACAGAGACUUCCCAUUUGAUUUUAACAGGCUACAAUGCACUGAAUAAGGUUCUUGGUCGACAAGUGUACAGCUCUAACAUGCAACUUGGUGGACCACAAAUUAUGCAUAACAAUGGUAUAUCCCAUCUAGUUGUACCUGAUGACUUUGGUGGUAUUGCUGCAGUCAUGGAUUGGUUGGCUUUUGUACCAAGGGUUCGUAAUGGUCCCUUACCCUUAAUCAAGACUAAAGAUCCAAUUGAUAGAGAUGUGGAAUUCCUACCAACAAAAGUACCUUAUAACCCUAGACACUUCAUCUCUGGCUGCCCUCACCCUGACAAACCAGGUACUUGGAUGAGUGGAUUUUUUGACCAGGACUCAUUCAUUGAAACAAUGACUAACUGGGCCAAGACUGUCAUAUGUGGACGGGCCAGACUUGGUGGUAUUCCUAUUGGGGUCAUAGCAGCUGAAACUCGUCCAGUUGAAGUUGUGAUACCMGCUGAYCCAGGCAACCCUGAAUCUGACACUAAGAUCAAUCCACAGGCCGGCCAGGUCUGGUAUCCUGACUCUGCCUACAAGACUGCGCAGGCAAUCCGUGACUUCAGUAAAGAGGAACUACCACUGAUUAUCUUUGCCAAUUGGCGUGGAUUCUCGGGUGGUAUGAUGGAUAUGUAUGAUUCUAUACUCAAGUAUGGAUCAUAUAUUGUAGAUGCUUUACGUGAAUAUGAACAGCCUAUCUUUGUCUACCUACCACCCUAUGCAGAGCUGCGSGGUGGGGCAUGGGUAGUAGUGGACCCGACUAUAAAUCAGAAGUGCAUGGAAAUGUAUGCUGAUGAGAGAAGCAGGGGAAAUGUACUUGAACCUUCUGGUACAGUAGAAAUCAAGUUUAGAAAGAAAGACCUUGUGAAGUCAAUGCGUCGACUCGACAGUAAAUAUGUUGAGUAUUCACAGGCCUUGUCAUCUGAAAAUCUCACAGAAAAGCAAUGUAAAGAAAUGGAAAAGAAGUUGAAAGACAGAGAAGAUGAUCUUUUGUCGACAUACCAACAGGUGGCAAUUGAGUUUGCUGAUCUGCAUGACACUCCUGGUCGCAUGGUYGAGAAGGGAGUGAUCAAUGAAAUUGUGACAUGGAAGAAAUCUCGAAAAUUCUUUUACUGGAGACUUAAACGAAUCUUGAUGGAGCGUCAAGUCAAAGAACUCAUGYGCAAUGCUAACUGUGAUAUUUCAUCUGGUCAACUGAAUUCUACUUUAGAAAGACUCUUCCUGGAGUCCAAUGGAAGUACWAAGUCAUACUUGUGGUCAGACAACCAGUUUGUGGCGCAAUGGUUAGAGAAGGAACUUAGCCAAGACAAAAAAGAAUCUGUCAUCAGUGAGAAUAUCAAAUGGAUGAAGAGAGACCAUGUGCUUCGAAAUAUCAAGAAUCUUGUACAAGAAAACCCUGACAUCGCCAUGGACUCYAUUGUCCAUAUCACACAACAAAUGAACGCCACCAAACGCGCAGAACUGUCACGCAUUUUAGARAGCUUGGGCGCCAAGACAAAUGAUGAACAGCGAAACCAAGGCAGCUCCUGGAAUUCACUGGACAGUUUAGAUUCUAAGAACGAUAAUGACAGCAAUGAUGCUUAAAGAAAAUAAUUGGUAAUGACUCACUUUGGUAUACUCAUUGACAUUGUGAUGUGUGGUACUACAAAGUGUGUAUUGCUAUCCAUCAAAGACUAAAGCACUGAUACUUAACUAAAUGAAACACUCUUCACAACAAUGCAGUGUUUGUUGGUGAAAAAGAUCCAUAGCCAUAGUGAUCACCAAUAUACUUUGUACUUAAUGCCAUCUACAAGUAGCAGGAAAAUAUGCCUCRUAGAUGGAAAAAUUUGCUGAGAGUAAAUGCUUGUAUAAAACUAUGUUAYUGAUUGGUCCAGUUUAAAAUUCCUGUUCCACCACUGCCCCAACUCGUUUCUCUUCUYUUUCAGGACUAAUUCUUGUAAGGAGUUUCCCAUGAAAAGUUUUAUUGUGAUUUAACAAGUACAAUAUAUAUUUACAGCUCAAAUUGACUUGAAAUGCUCGAAAGCAGAGUACUGAAAAAUAUGUACUUUAUAUAAUUAUUAUCUAAGUAUUUCAUAUAUUUUUGGAUAUUGAAAUGUAUUUUAGGAGCGCAAACACGUAUGUAUUUUAAUGAUAAAUAUCUGUAUAAACGUCUCGUAAUAUAUUCAGCAUUAAAUGUCUCUUAUAACAUCAAUCAUGACGUUGCCAUAGUAAAGUUAAUGAUAUUUGUGAUAUUUUCCCAUGACAAAGAUAAAAAAGUCUGAAUUCCUGUAAAAUUUUCAUUAGUCAAACUAUAGUCCAACUUGAAUUAAACUCCAAAAGUCUA
This is a messenger RNA of Exaiptasia diaphana, 7402 nucleotides long. Its product is annotated as acetyl-CoA carboxylase. The annotation marks the transcript as partial. Gene Ontology annotation, molecular function: ATP binding; metal ion binding; acetyl-CoA carboxylase activity. NCBI's taxonomy places the organism in Eukaryota, Metazoa, Cnidaria, Anthozoa, Actiniaria, Aiptasiidae. The record is from RefSeq and is a predicted model, not a curated record. Gene Ontology annotation, biological process: fatty acid biosynthetic process. The transcript has 66 exons.